UGUUUGCGUGGGCGGGCAGCAGUUACCCACAACUGUGCGAAUAAUAAAUAAGUUCGGCUGGGAAAAUGUUUGAUAAUGGCCAGUCAGCAUUAGUCCUGACCCAAUCGCCAUGUCCGAGCGCCGAGGAGUGCACGAGAUACCCGGGGACUACCAGCCAGUGCCCAGGGAGCAGGACGAAGCCACUCCAGUGGCCACAUCCUGCUGCCGGCGUCCCAACUGCAACUUUGUGCUCCAGGAGGAGCGGAAGGUUUGCUGCUGCAGCCACGGCUACAUCAUACCCGUGUUCAUACUCUUCGUCCUGGUUAUGAUUGUCCUUCUGUUGCCUUGGGAGACCUUCCACCGAAACGAGAACGCAAACAGCCCCGUUCCCGUGGAACAUCCGUUGCCAUGUCAACUCGAACUGGUCGAGAGCCUGCCGCUGGGGUUGAACUACAGCCAAGGGGAGAGGGCAAGCCACCCCCAACUGAAGAGCACCUUUGAGGCCUUUCAGUUGCUGCUGGGCAGGGCAAGGACUUCGCUGGACAUAGUAUCGCCGCACUGGACACUGCGCGGAUUGGACGUGAAUGACACUAGCACUGGGCCCGGAGAACACCUCUUUCAGCGCCUGCUCGCCAACGGAGAUGUCGGCAGACCCAAGCUGCGACUGCGGAUCGUGGUCAACCGCAGCCAGGAUAGCCUGUGGCAUGCGGAUGCCCGCAUCCUGGCCAAUUACGGAGCUGCCGAUGUCGUGGGCAUCAAUUACCUGCACUCCAAGCUCUGGUUGGUGGACGGUGAGCACUUCUAUCUGGGCAGCGCCAGCAUGGACUGGCGAUCGCUCACGCAGCGCAAGGAGCUGGGUAUUUUGGCCAGGAAUUGUCCACAUCUGGCCCAAGAUAUGGCCAAGAUCUUCAAGGCCUACUGGUACCUGGGCAGCAAUGAGGUGCCGGAGUACUGGCCUUGGAUCUACCACACCCACAUCAAUCAGAAAAGACCCCUGUUGCUGAACAUUAACAAAAACCAUACAAUGCGGGCGUACUUAGCCAGUUCGCCACCGGGAUUGGCGGCCACUGGAAGGAGCCACGAACUGGAUGUCAUUCUGGAAGCCAUCGAUAAGGCCACCGAGUUUAUAAGCCUCGCCCUGAUGGACUAUUCUCCGCAGUUAAGGCGUGGUAACAAGCUGGAGUACUGGCCCUUAAUAGACAAUGCCCUGCGACGGGCUGCCUUGGAGCGGGGUGUGGCCAUCAAGCUGCUCAUUUCCUGGUGGAAGUACACGGAUCCCAGCGAGGAUCACUUCUUGAGGUCCUUGCAGGCUCUCAACAAAGUGAGGGAGGAAGUGGACAUUCAAAUGCGUCGCUUUGUGGUGCCGACCACGGAUGAACUGGAGAGGAUUUCCGGUGGGAGAGUUAGCUGCAAUUCCUAUUUGGUCACCGAGAGCGUUGCCUUUAUUGGUACCUCCAGCUGGUCGGGGGAGCACUUUACUCACUCAGCCGGCAUUGGAUUGGUCCUCCAGGACAUGGACUACAACAACAACAGUCUGCGCACCGACUUGCUGGCCAUUUUUCAGCGAGAUUGGUUUAGUCCUUUUGCCCUGCCUUUGAAGCCAAAUUUAAGAAUUUGA
Drosophila takahashii is the source of this 1597-nucleotide messenger RNA. Its product is annotated as 5'-3' exonuclease PLD3. Lineage: Eukaryota; Metazoa; Arthropoda; Insecta; Diptera; Drosophilidae. Gene Ontology annotation, molecular function: catalytic activity. The record is from RefSeq and is a predicted model, not a curated record.